This is a messenger RNA of Acanthosepion pharaonis, 1911 nucleotides long. Lineage: Eukaryota; Metazoa; Mollusca; Cephalopoda; Sepiida; Sepiidae. The record is from the annotation of a GenBank genome assembly.
AUGGAAUCUCCAAGAUUCUCUCACUUCCUGUCUCUUACUCUUCUCUAUAUUUUGACAAACUGUGCAGUUUUCAGUGAACGGCUGACUAUUCUUAAGUACAAAUGCGCCGAACGAGGUGUGUGCGAAUGUUCCGAAGGAAUCUACGACCCGUUUUAUACGGGUAUUAUCACUAUCGACUGCCGUGGACGUAAUCUAACCAAAGUACCGGUUCUUAUUGGAAUACCGAAUUUCAAAUACUACCGAUUUCUACUCAGAGACAAUCGCAUAACGUUUAUAAACAACCGUGAUUUUCGUUACAGUUUGUUCAUCGAAAUUGAUCUCGGUGGCAGUAAUUUCUUGAUCCAGGUGGCAGACAAGGCCUUUGUGGCUACGAGUCGUUUUCUGAGACAGCUCACCUUAAAUGUAAGCCAAAUGAACGUUUAUAAACUUCGCUUUUUGCACGGCGUCCCGAAGAUUCAGGAAUUGACUCUGGAAAGUAACGGUAAAAGGGAACAAACAACUCUUCCCAGUCGCGUUUUUCCGGGUUAUAAACUAAAAGCCAUGCGCAAACUGACACUGACCGGUUUUGGUCUCACUAAAAUCGCCUGGGACGCUUUUCUCGGUGUUAGUAAUAUUCAUAUUCUUCGUCUACCAUACAACAAUUUAUCUGUCGUGCCGACCGCAGCUUUGAAAGGCUUGCGGAAGCUUUCUGAGCUUGAUCUUAGUCAUAAUAAUUUCCGGACUUUAGUAAAGUACCCCUUUGAACAGCUGUACAAACUAUCUAAGCUUGAUUUGAGCCACAAUUUAUUUGACGGCCCCGAAGCUAUAGCCCCGGAUGCGUUUUCUGAUUUGAAGAACUGUUUGAAAACUUUGAUUAUUACGAACUCUUCUCUAAGCGAGAUCCCCUCUUCCUCGCUGCGUAAUCUGAAAGCACUUUCACAUUUAAAUCUAAGCGACAAUCGAAUCCAAGACUUUAACAAUUCUGGCCCCUUCAGGGGUAAUUACAAAUUACGAGAAUUAGAUAUAAGUGGAAAUAGUCUGGAUCUUUCAGAAAAACUCUUCAGUGGGUUGAACAAUUCUCUUCACAGGCUUAGCAUACGUCGAAUGAAAUUAAAAUCACUACCGAAAGACCUACUAACCAACUUCACACAAUUACACUAUCUAGAUAUGUCGGGCAACAUGCUGACCCAUCUUCCGGCAGAUUUCAACCGAGGCCUUCAUAUUCGACACUUCAUCUUACGAGACAUGUACAUCAACGAGAUUUCGGGCGGGGCUUUCGUUAAACCCGCGCCGGCAGCCAAAUUACUUGUUGACCUCAGCUCGAAUCGAAUGACAAGCGUUAGUUUUGUCAGCGACACCAGACCGUGCACUUUUCUGGAAGUGGUUUUGUCUAACAACCCGGUUCAGUGUGACUGCGCCCUUUACAGAGUCGUGACGGACGACACAAUCCACUUACGCGGACAGUGCAAUGGCGGUGGAAAACAUUUCCGACACGUCAGUAUUACAGACCAUGCUUUGACGGACACACUCCGAAGAGUCUGCACGAUACCAGAUGCGAACGUUGCCCCUUGUCGGCGACUAGAUGCCCAGUGGCGAGCCCAUAAACAAUUUUCUGGGGUGGUGUCUGUGUGGGAGAAACUGACACUGACCACUCUCUUGAUUUGCUGGGCGUGGAUGUUUAUUUUUGCAGAGUCUAUCUAUCUAUCUAUCUAUCUAUCUAUCUAUCUAUCUAUCUAUCUAUCUAUCCCAGUCUGCUCAUUAUCUAUCAAUCUAAUGCCCAUAUUUCCUAUCUAUCUAUCUAUCUAUCUAUCUAUCUAUCUAUCUAUCUAUCUAUCUAUCUCAGGCGUCACGGAAAAUCAUUCAAUUUUCUCCCUCUCUUUCCUUGUUGGCUUUCACAUCUUAGCCUCUCCCCGUUCCCCUCUCUCUGCGUGA